CAUUAGCGCUAUUGAGCGCAGCAUCUCGUUCCCGCUUUUUCAGGGAACAGGGUUACAGUCAAGUAACCCGAGACGUAUUUCAUAUAUGCUUCAGUAUGUUAGUCAGCAAAUAAAAAAAAGGUGUAUUACUUUAAAACAUGACAAAUUAUUGCUUAAAAUGUCAAAUGCACUAUAAUUAAAGUAAUAUGGGUAAUGUUAUAUCUCGACACUAAUGGUGUUUUAUGGUUUGUGGAUCAAUAUCAGGUCCUGGUUUGGCAUUUCUGGCCUAUCCGCAAGCUGUCACACAGCUUCCCAUGUCUUCACUCUGGGCUAUUCUCUUCUUCUCAAUGAUCAUGAUGCUAGGAUUGGACAGUCAGAUAUUUUACACAUGCAUACACUCAUGAAAAAGAUUAAUGUCUAAAAAAAAACCUUUGUGAAUUGAGUUGUUAACAUUUUUUUUUAUCAAUCUACAUAAAGAGCCUAUUAUUUGUUUUAUUUGGCAUGAUGCCUCAGAGACCAUAGAGUUAUUGAUAGAGCUUGUAUUGAACCCACAAUACUCCUCUAAUGGUGGUACAUUUAGCAGCUUUGCAUUAUUAUUAUUAUUCUAUAGAUUUAGAGAUUAAUUAUGUUUAAUGAUUGAAAGUUGUAUGGAUGAACGUAUAUAUCUUAUUUAAUUGCGAUGGAAGCAGUUACAAUCAGCUGAUGCUGGCUGUCAAGCCGUGGUCUGCCUGAGCUACGUUUGAGCACCAUUAGUCACUCUUCAAAAAGACCACACAGCCAAUUUUAGCUAACAUGUUAAAGAACAUGUGGAAACUUUAAACAUGUAUGAGCAAUAAUGUUUUAUGUUUAGUCUGUAUUAAAAAUCAGUACCUCCACACAUAUCAUAAACAUAAAAAAUUACUCUAAUUCUAACACCAUUUGUACAAAAAAAAAAGGUUAAUGGGUUUAGGGUUAUGCUGGUCUUUUUAUUUAUACCCUAGUUCCUAAAUAACUAACUACUGUUAGAUACUGUUAAAUAACUAAAUAACUAACUAAUAUACUACUAAAAUUAUAAUUGUUUACUAAAUCAAUUGUCCAGACAUGUUUUCCAAUACUUUAAUGCUUUUUAUUUUACACUUUUUACACUUGUCCCUGACAGUUCUGUACAGUGGAAGGCUUCAUAACUGCUCUAAUGGAUGAAUAUCCCACAGUCCUGAGGAAGAGAAAGAAACUCUUCAUCUUCAUUGUGUGUUUUAUAUCCUUUGUCAUCGGUUUCUCCAACAUCACACAGGGUGGCUUUUAUGUGUUCAAAUUGUUUGACUACUACUCGGCCAGUGGAAUGUGUCUCCUGUUCCUGGUCUUCUUUGAGACAAUCUCCAUUUCUAUGGACCAUGGUAUCCCUGUUCUUUAUUGGCCAGCAAACUCGCCUGACCUUAACCCCAUAGAAAAUGUAUGGGGUAUUGUGAAGAGGAAGAUGCGAUAUGCCAGACCGAACAAUGCAGAAGAGCUGAAGGCCACUAUCAGAUCAACCUGGGCUCUCAUAACACCUGAGCAGUGCCAUAGACUGAUCGACUCCAUGCCACGCCGCAUUACUGCAGUAAUUUAGGCAAAAGGAGCCCCAACUAAGUAUUGAGUGCUGCACAUGCUCAUACUUUUCAUGUUCAUACUUUUCAGUUGGCCAAGAUGUCUAAAAAUCCUUUCUUUGUAUUGGUCUUAAGUAAUAUUCUAAUUUACUGAGAUACUGAAUUUGGGAUUUCCUUAGUUGUCAGUUUAUCAUCAAAAUUAAAAGAAAUAAACAUUUGAAAUACAUC
Messenger RNA from Carassius gibelio (silver crucian carp), 1769 nucleotides. Its product is annotated as sodium- and chloride-dependent GABA transporter 1-like. The transcript is spliced from 3 exons. Gene Ontology annotation, molecular function: nucleic acid binding. Gene Ontology annotation, cellular component: membrane. The coding region runs from base 1151 to 1564 and encodes 137 amino acids. The record is from RefSeq and is a predicted model, not a curated record. Lineage: Eukaryota; Metazoa; Chordata; Actinopteri; Cypriniformes; Cyprinidae. Gene Ontology annotation, biological process: sodium ion transmembrane transport.